AGGCACUGCAGGGGUUAAAGUGGGAGCUCUCUGCUGCUCACCGUCCUUCCUGGAGAUUAAUGUGCUAAGUCUCAGCUGUUCAAUGUGUCUGUAUCGGAGGGAAAGUGUUGGUCAGUGAUGGAGUUGCUGUCAUGACAACCCUGGAAGUCGGUGCGUGUGUGAGUCGGAGAUGUUUCUGCGAGGAAGGAGGUGCUGAAACUGGGGGAAGCAGCUGAGUUUGGUGUGUGUGGCUCCGGCGAGGUUCUCCUGUCGGCCAGUUGCAUCUUCUGCAUCUUGCCCUGCCUAAAGCCAGGGAGGGAUAGAGAGAGGGGGCACCGCGGUUUCGUGUGCCCCCGGCGUUCGCUCCUUCUUUCUACCUUCUCUGCUGGUGCCGCGUCUCCCUUGGAGGCUUUGGAUGUAACGGGGCGACUGGCGUGUUUGCAUUUUGGAUUCAAGGAAGUUGAACGGAGGGAGCUGCUGCAGAAUUCCUGGGGUUUGGACGUGCCGUGCCGUGCCGAAGCUGCGUGAAUGGUGUAUUGCCCUCCGUCUCACGCUCCUCCUGCAGCAGCAACUACGGCUUUUUAUAUAUAUCUAUAUCUAUAUCUAUAUCUCUAUACUUUGUAUCUCUACUAUUGUUACAGCUUCCCUCUUCCUCUCCUGGUGGUGACCUUUCUUCUGAAACUUGAUAGAAAGUGUCGGGAUCCUUCUUUUUGUCCCUAUACCAUCUGAGGAAUUCCGACCUGCUUGUGGGUGGCUGAAUGAACCCGUUUUCCCCAUCCCCGGUACCAAAGUGCUUAGUUCUUACCAAAGUGCCAUGUCAGAACUGUUAAUUGGAAGAAUCCUCUCCUGAAAACGUGUCCACACCUUUGCACCUGCCUUCCUCCUUUCUUUUUUCUGCCGGCUCCUCCCUUGCUGGAGGAACACCAAGGGAGCCCUCUUCAGAUGUUGUCGUCCGGGAAUUUGGUUCUCUGAUGCUGGAAAGCUGAGACUGGAUUUGGGGGAGGAUUAUUAGACUUGAAGGAGCUCCCCUCCCCGCCCCAAACACACACACAGUGCUCCUGGUUCGCUCCGUCCCCUUCCUCUCCCCCCGCCCCGCUUCCUGUGACUGGCUGGGGGGCGCCUGCGGUGCCGCUGCUCCAGUUCAGGGAAGUUGUGGCUGUCGAGGAUGGGGGUCGGUGGGUACUUGCUGCUGCCCUGGAGGUUCCUCGUGGUCCUGUCUCUCAGGCUGCUGUUCCUUCUGCCCACAGGAGUGCCAGUGCGCAGCGGAGAUGCCACCUUCCCCAAAGCAAUGGACAACGUGACGGUCAGACAAGGGGAGAGCGCCACUCUCAGGUGCACUGUGGACAACCGAGUCACUCGAGUGGCCUGGUUGAACCGCAGCACUAUCCUCUAUGCUGGAAAUGACAAGUGGUGCCUAGAUCCCCGAGUGGUCCUCUUGACUAACACCAAAACCCAGUACAGUAUUGAGAUCCAGAAUGUGGACGUGUAUGACGAAGGCCCAUAUACCUGCUCCGUGCAGACAGACAACCACCCAAAGACAUCACGAGUCCACCUCAUCGUUCAAGUAUCUCCAAAAAUCAUAGAGAUCUCCUCAGAUAUUUCCAUUAAUGAAGGCAGCAAUAUCAGCCUCACCUGCAUAGCAACAGGUAGACCAGAACCUACAGUUACUUGGAGACACAUCUCUCCCACUGCUGUUGGCUUCAUGAGUGAAGAUGAGUAUCUGGAAAUUCAGGGCAUCACCCGGGCACAGUCUGGAGACUAUGAGUGCAGUGCUUCUAAUGAUGUAGCAGCACCAGUGGUGAGGAGAGUCAAAGUCACCGUGAACUACCCACCCUACAUUUCAGAGGCUAAGAGCACAGGAGUCGCUGUGGGACAGAAGGGAACACUGCAGUGUGAAGCUUCUGCGGUCCCUUCAGCAGAAUUCCAGUGGUACAAGGAUGACAAAAGGCUGAUUGGAGGACAGAAGCGAGUAAAAGUUGAAAACAGACCAUUCCUCUCAAAACUCAUCUUCUUCAAUGUCUCUGAACAUGACUACGGGAACUAUACUUGUGUGGCCUCCAACAACCUAGGCCACACCAAUGCCAGCAUCACACUGUUUGAAGAGAAAACUACAGCCAUGACACCUUGGAAAGCCCCUGGCGCAGUCAGCGAAGUGAACAAUGGGACGUCAAGGAGAGCUGGUUGCAUUUGGCUCUUACCCCUUCUCAUCUUGCAUCUGUUGCUUAAAUUUUGAUGUGAGUGUCACUUCCCCUCUGGGGAGCAGCCUACACCACCUGCAACCACCAACUCAACAGCAGCAAAAAGAGCAUACAAUUGUUUUUUUUUUUUAAGAAUUAAAUGAAAUUAAGAUAAACCAAGCCUAAUGUGAUAAAAAAAAAAUAAGGGAAAGGGCAACUGGGGAUGGGGAGGGAAGGAAAUUGCCUUGGAGAUAUUUAGGCACAACUGCUUAUUUUCUUUAGCCCCAAAUUAUGAGUGCACACUUGGCUUUGGACCCACCUGCACGCUGCAUCAUGUGGCCUCUUUGUUUCCAUGGUGGGCAAAGGGUCAGCUGCUCUUCCUAUUCUGAUGUCCCCCAUCCACUACAGAAGACUUCUGAGUUGGCUAUCCUAAACUCUACUGGUAGAUCCAGAUGUGCAGACCCAGAUGUUCCUAUGGAGGACCUCUUCAAAGACAUUAUGUGUGAUGAAAAGCAAAACAAAAAAUGUGCAAAACAACCCAUUGACAACAAUGAUCCCGCAAAACACAACAACAAGAAAUAUAUUGUUACAUGUUUUUCAUUUUACUACAUGGACAUCAUGGAUAAUAAGGGAUUCUGAUUCAUUAUUAAUUUUAUUAAUUAUAUUUUCUGAUAUGAACCUAGAACUGUUAGUGCAAAAACAAAAGAAAACUUUAAAAAACAUGCAAAAAGAGGUGAAAGAGAAAGUAUGUUUAUUAAACAUUAAAGAUAAAUAGUGUUCUUAACUAGGUUUACAAGUGGUGGAGCAUAGCACCGGGCAUUAGCCAACUGGUGAGGAUUCGGCAUAUCCACCAAAAAAGUGAUUUAACCAACAUCUCUACCAGCGCUACAGAUUUCUCAUCCUUACUUCGGCGUUUAACGCAUACAGUAACUAUGCUAUCUACAAACUGUUUAGAAAUGGAAAGAGUGAUCUCCAUUGUAUGAUGAGUUUGUCAGCUAUGCUUCUUUUAAUGAUACAUACAUAUAUAUGCAUAUAUAUUAUAUAUGUAUAUGCAUAUAUAUUCACACACUUUUUUGUUAUUAGAGUACUAGUCAUUUUCUUUCUCUGCAGGGUCCUUUCUCAGACAUUACUGCAUGCUGUAUAUGGCGUUAGCUGUGUGUUGGUCUUCUAAGAGAUGAUAGAGUUUACUGGUAAUUGUGUAAUCAACUCCUGCCUUUUUUAUUUUCUUGGGUUAUUUACAUGUCGGAGACAUUUAUAGAAAGUAAAAAAAAAAAAAAGAAAACAAA
Dromiciops gliroides (monito del monte) is the source of this 3442-nucleotide messenger RNA. It is a transcript of the gene NTM, whose product is annotated as neurotrimin. The transcript is spliced from 8 exons. Bases 1145 to 2212 code for a protein of 355 amino acids. The record is from RefSeq and is a predicted model, not a curated record. Lineage: Eukaryota; Metazoa; Chordata; Mammalia; Microbiotheria; Microbiotheriidae. Gene Ontology annotation, cellular component: neuron projection.